AUUCUUCCUCCUCUGUUUCUCAUCAUCUCCAUUGAAGGAAGCAAAGAAGAUGAAAUAUACUCCAAGAUCGGAAGGAAGAAAGUUCAUUAUCCCUUCUUUCUUCUUCAUCAUAGCUCUUUGUGUAUUAGCUUUCAUCAACGAAGUCAGAUUCGAUAGCUUAUUGAGUUUUGGAAGAUGUGCUUUGUCAAACGUCCCGAUGAAUAAUAAUAGUUCAUCGGAGACUCCGUUGUUGUCUUCUUCUGGUGGUGAUGAGAUUAGGAUUCUUAUUGGAAUCCUUACACUUCCUGAUCAGUACCCACGUCGGCAUUUUCUCCGCAUGAUCUACGGGACACAAGUUGUUCCGGACGGUGUUAAGGUUGAUGUGAAGUUCGUGUUCUGUAACUUGACUAAAGAAGACCAGAAAGUGCUUGUUGCUUUAGAGAUUAUGCGUUAUGAUGAUAUCAUCAUACUCACUUGCAAUGAGAAUAUGAACAAAGGCAAAACGUACACAUACUUCUCAAGCUUACCAGACUUAUUCAACGAAACCGAUGCACCUAACCCACCGUACCAUUACGUGAUGAAAGCCGACGACGACACAUACAUAAGACUGGAAAGUCUCGUUGCAUCUUUAAGACCACUACCUCGAGAAGAUCUCUACUACGGCUAUGUCAUUCCAUGUCCAAGCAUGGACCCGUUCGUCCAUUACAUGUCAGGAAUGGGUUACUUAGUGUCAUGGGACAUUGCGGUUUGGCUCAAAGACUCGGAAAUUCCCAAGAAACAUCUAGAAGGUCCUGAAGACAAAGUGUUUGGCGAUUGGAUUAGAGAAGGACGACGAGGAAAAAACAGGUUUAACGCUAAGUGGUCUAUGUAUAAUUUCCCUGAGCCACCGACUCGAUGCACACAUGAGCUUUGGCCUGACACUAUUGCGGUUCAUUUGUUGAAGAACCAAGAGAAGUGGAUACGUACGUUGAACUAUUUCAAUGUUACUAGCAAUCUCAAGCCUUCCAAAUUAUACCACAUACCCUAGAUAGUCUUUUCGUUUGCUUUUACCGGUUUAUAUUAUAUUUUUAUACUUGUAUUGUUUUACUUAAAAUUGGUUUUGUGAUCGUUAAUACUCUUUAAUAAUCGAUUAUUUUUGGUGGGAUGAUUAGUAAACCAGACUUUGUAGUUUGUAACUCUCUAAUCUUCUUAUGUGAUUAUGAUGAGGUUUACAUUGCUCUGAUUUAGAAUUAUUAACAUGGUUGGA
Messenger RNA from Capsella rubella, 1225 nucleotides. Its product is annotated as hydroxyproline O-galactosyltransferase GALT3. The record is from RefSeq and is a predicted model, not a curated record. The transcript has 2 exons. Bases 50 to 1006 code for a protein of 318 amino acids. NCBI's taxonomy places the organism in Eukaryota, Viridiplantae, Streptophyta, Magnoliopsida, Brassicales, Brassicaceae. Gene Ontology annotation, molecular function: hexosyltransferase activity. Gene Ontology annotation, cellular component: Golgi membrane.